GGACUGCGCGGUCCUGUCUCAUGUCAUCGGACUCUGUGAUACAAUAAAACAGCUCAACCUGGAGGACUGCCACAUUCAGUGUGAAGGAAUCCAGCGGCUGGGACCCGGGUUGCACAAGUGCCAGGAGUUGAGAAUAAACCUGAAGGUAUCAAACAUGUGGAAGAGAACGAGAUCCUGUACACCAUGAGCUACAACCCCUCCUUCUGCUGGAUCCUCGCUCUGGCACUGGGCCCCUUCUUCACACAAAGAGUCAGGGACCCAAAGCGAGUUCCCAAGACCAUCACUCAACUGUACUCCUACUAUAUUUACAACAUCCUGAAAAACCACGGCCGUGAGUUUGAGAACCCCCAUGAUGUGUUACUCAGGGUUGGUCAGAUGGCCUUCAGAGGAGUGUCCGAGAAGAAGAUUGUGUUUACAGAUGGAGAUUUGAUCAAGUUCAAUCUGCAGCCUUCCCAGUUCCUGUCCGGAUUCCUGAUGGAGCUUUUGGAGAGAGAGGAUUCUGCCCGGAGCGUGGUGUACACAUUCCCACACCUCACCAUCCAAGAGUUUGUAGCUGCAGUCGCACAAUUCCUGAUCCCAGAUGGCAGAGAUAUUACGAAACUCCUCACUGAAGCCCACUGCGUGAGGGAUGGGCGAUUUGAGGUAUUUCUCCGUUUUGUUGCUGGUCGUUCCAACCCAAUGACAGCUUGGGGCCUGGAGGAGUUUCUGGGUCCAUUUCCUCAUCAAACAACCUGCCGGGUGAUUGACUGGGUGAAGGAGGAGGUUAAACGCCAGAGUAGAAACACAGAGAGUGAAGCUGGUAAAAGGAGCCUCCUGAACACAUUACACUACCUGUUUGAGUCUCAGAAUCGGGUACUGGCUCAGGACAGCCUGGGAUCUGUGGAAACACUUUCAUUCAGUGGAAUGACACUGACCCCUAUUGACUGCGCUGUCCUGUCUCAUGCCAUCGGACUCACUGAUACAAUAAAACACCUCAACCUUGAGAAAUGCCACAUUCAGUGUGAAGGAAUCCAGCAGCUGGGACCUAGGCUGCACAAGUACCAGACGUUGAGACUUGGGUGGAAUGACCUGGGAGAUUCAGAAGUGAAACUGGUGUCUGCGGCUCUGAAGAACCCGGAGUGUAAAAUACAGAAACUGGGGCUGUGGGAUGUCGGUCUCACAGAUUCUGGUGCCGAGGAUCUCGUCUCCGCUCACAGUGCAAAUCAAUCACUGAUGUGGCUGGACCUGGGAUCAAACUCGCUGACAGACCGAUCUGUCCCCGCUCUCCGCCGCCUCAUACUGACCCUCCCGAGUCUGAAGUGGAUCGGGCUGGGGUUGAAUCGGUUCAGUGAGACCGGGAAGAAUGAAUUGAGAUCUCUGCAGGAACACAGACACGGACUGAAAGUGAUCUUUGGGAUGGGGAAUUAUUGGCCAAUUCCCCACCCUCCCCUUUAAUUCCCCGUCCUCCCCUUUAACUCCACAACCUCGCCUUUAACUCCCACAAUCCUCAUUAACGGCCACCCUCACCUUUAUUGACUGCGGUCCAGGUAUAAUUUCCAAGGAUUUUAACAGUACUGGCCGCACUCGCGCUCUUUUGCUCCCGUAUUGACGCAUUUUCGCCUUCUGUCCAGCGGCGCAGCUUCCGCUGGGUAACUUAGGUAAAGGCUCCAGGCUGUGGUCAACCUCUGGAUUUUGAAGCUGAGAAUAAUUUUGCCCCUGGUCCGAAGCAGCUGUACUAGACUUCCAAAGGCGCUCCAAAAUCCGUAUCUUACUGGAAGGACAGCACCUUGAUAUUUUUUUUGUUUGUUUAUUGCAGCCAUUGUUCGCUUUCUUGCUUUCUUUGUUCUAGGCCUUCUUUGAAGGCAUUAAAAUUCUCUAGAGCACUUUGUAUCAUCCACCACACGCCAAAGAAAAUUUAAAAGAUGAUAAACUAUCGGGUAUUGAGCGACACCGAACAGGGAUUAUGGCAUAUUAUUAAAGAUCUGAGAAGAAGAUCAGCACACCAUCUCAAGCAUAAAAUCUUGCGACUUCACUGGGCGCCACCAUGAGUGUCAUCCGACCUGGACACUCCGGUGAAGCCUGCAGUUAAAAAGAAGAAACCAGAGGUCACUUUACAAACUAUAGCACAGGCAAUUAACGAUAGAUCCGAUGACCUGGCUUUGAGAAUUGGCAGCAAUAAAAAUCACAUCAAUGACAUUAAGAAAUCCCUCGAUUUUAUUUUUGAAGAGGGGAAUACCCUGAAGUCUGAUGUAGAGCAGAUUAAAGGGACUUGCGCGGACCAUGAAAAGAGAGUUGAGAUUUUGGCCUGAGGCUGAAUGUGGCCGAGUGUUAUCAGAGAAGGUGGAAUCUGAGAAUCCACGCCAUUCCAGAGGAAACGGAUGAAAAUAUUAUUAAUAAAUUAACUCAAAUACACCAAGCAGUAGAUCCAGUGGCCAAGGAGGAAAUUCUACUACACGUGGAUGUUGCACAUCGUCUCGGUCGGAUAAGAGGGGGUAAGAAGACUCCGCUGACCAUUACUCGAUUUUCAAACAGAACCACGAGGGAUCUGGUAUGGAAACAAACCAGAAAAAAAUGAGUACUUGCUAUCGCAGAGCCUGAGGAUCGCCGAGGUCCUGACUGCAGUUGAUAGGCUGGACCGACAGAAGCUGCGGUCGCUGCUAGAAAAGCUGAGAAGCGUGCUUUCUUUGUUGGGACCCGAGUUUUCAUUGAUGCAAUAUAGAUAGGACCAGAAAGGUAACAUGUUGGCGUAGCAACUGGUCUAUCACCUCUACUAAUAUUCGAGUCUGGUCUUUGCUUAUAUACGACUAGGAUAUAUAUUUUUUUACUUUUAUUAUUAGAGAUGAAGAAUUUUUCUUAUAUAUAUACAUAGUCUCUCAUAAGCCUGGCCUUUUCACUUUUUUCUCUUAAUGCCAGGGGACUUGGACACACUGUUAAACGUAAAGUUUUAUUCUUGUUCUCAAAGCAGCAUAAACAUGUGGAUUUUUUUUUAAUCCAACAGUCACACUUUGUGCCUGAAGACAUUAAACUGUGGAAAUCCCAGUGAAGGGACGAUGUUUGGUUUUCACACGGUUCUAAACAUUCUGUAGGUGUUGUUAUUCUGAUGUUUAACUUUAAAGGAGAUGUUUUGCACCUGGAGGCGGAUACGAAUGGACAUUUUUUAGUUCUUACCGUUCAUAAUUGUGUUAAAAUGUUUCUUAUUGCGAAUAUUCAUGGUUAUAAUGUUAGAAAUGUAAUGAUAGAUUACUUGAGAUUUUGGAAGAACGUUUUGAUUAUUGGCUCUCUAAAUUUUCGGAUGUAUUUAUUUUUAUGGGACGACAGUUUAAUAUGGUAUUAGAUGAAAAUAUUGAUCGAUGGCCACCAAGGCUACACUGUACUUCUAAAUAACUUUACUAGCAUUAUUGAGAAAUUUAAUAUCAUAGAUAUUUGGAGAGAGCACAUUCUUGGAGUUAGACAUUAUAUUUGGACUAUAAAUCUAUUACGUACAUGUCUAGGCUAGAUUACUGGUUACCUUAAGAAAUAAUAGGGUCACUUUAAUUUUCUCCCUCACCUUUAACAGAUCAUAAAGCUAUCCAUAUACAAAUUGCAUUAUCUUCAGCUGAAUCCAAUUUUAAAUUUUAGUGGGUUAAAUAAUUCCAUUUUGGAGUUGAAGUUGUCUCUUUGCACAUUAAAAGAUGGCAACGUACUUUUUUACAUAAAGUGAUGGUAGAUAAUAACUGCUCUACAAAUUGGGAAGUUGUAAAAUUUGAAUCUGACAAAAUCUUCAGGAAAUACAGUAGUGAUUUAGUAAAGAAAAGAAAAUUGGAAGAACAAUCAUUGAUCUCAAAGAUUGCAAGUUUAUGUGAAUUGUUUCCAGAUAACCUUUCAGCGAGAGAUAAAGAGAGCUGGCUUUGUUAAAGGAUACGUUAAACCAUCUUUAUCUUAACAAGGCAGAAGGUGCAUAUCUGAGAACUAGAAAACAAUGGCUGGAAGAGGGUGAACCGAGUACGGUUUAUUUAUUUAGAAAAGCAGCGUGCCCAAUUCAAUUCUAUUCAUCAGCUUAAUAGUGAUGGUGUGAUUACAGAUGUCUCCAGAAAAAUAGCAAAAUAUUAUUCUGCUUUUUAUAGUAAACUGUAUAGCUCAAAAUAUUGUAAAACAUCUACACUACAUUUAAUAAAUUAUAUUAAUAUUCUUA
Hypanus sabinus (Atlantic stingray) is the source of this 4150-nucleotide messenger RNA. RefSeq names its product protein NLRC3-like. The transcript is spliced from 5 exons. Bases 184 to 1434 code for a protein of 416 amino acids. NCBI's taxonomy places the organism in Eukaryota, Metazoa, Chordata, Chondrichthyes, Myliobatiformes, Dasyatidae. Gene Ontology annotation, cellular component: cytoplasm. The record is from RefSeq and is a predicted model, not a curated record.